AUGAUGCCACCAAACCCAGUCACCUCCAACCAGUCAAGCCACCAGCAAACUAGAACCAGCAGAGCCCAGUGCCAGGACACCCACCAUGUCCUGACCCUGGACGAUGACACCAAACCCAGUCACUUCCAACCAGACCACCCACCUGUAAGCAGGAACCAGAAACCCACAUGGCCAGAACACCCACCAUCACGAACCAGAAACGCCCAGGGCCAGGAUACCCACCAUGUACUGACCCUAGACAAUGCCACCAAACACAGUCACCUCCAACCAAUCAAGCCACUAGAAAAAAGAAACCAGCAGCGUACAGGGCCAGGACACCCACCAUGUCCUGACCCUAAACAAUGCCACCAAAACCAGUCAACUCCAACUAGUCCAGCCACAUCAGGAACCAGCAGCGCCCUUGGCCAGGACACCCACCAUGUCCUGACCCUAGACGAUGCCACCAAACCCUGUCACCUCCAACCAGUCCACCCACCUUUAAGCAAGAACCAGCAGCGCUCAUGGCCAGGACACCCACCAUGUCCUGACCCUAGACGAUGCCACCAAACCCAGUCACUUCCAACCAGUCCACCCACCUCAAGAACCAGCAGCGCCAAUGGCCACGACACCCACCACGUCCUGACCUUAGACAAUGCCAAAAAACCCAGUCACCUCCAACCUGUCCACCCACCUGUAAAUAGGAACCAGCAUCGCCCAGGGCCACGACACCCUCCAACUACUGACCCCAGACGGUGCAAGCACCCUACCAUAGCUGGAACCAGCAGCGCCCAGGGCCAGGACACCCACCAUGUCCUGACCCUAGACGAUGACACCAAACCCAGUCACCUCCUUACCAGCCACCCACAUGUAAUCAGGAACCAGCAGCGCCCAGGGCCAGGACACCCACCAUGUCCUGACCCUAGACGAUGA
Molecule: messenger RNA, 909 nt
Organism: Macrobrachium nipponense
Lineage: Eukaryota; Metazoa; Arthropoda; Malacostraca; Decapoda; Palaemonidae
Exons: 5
Coding region: 1-909 (302 amino acids)
Source: RefSeq, a predicted model, not a curated record